Exophiala dermatitidis NIH/UT8656 is the source of this 651-nucleotide messenger RNA. RefSeq lists its product as uncharacterized. Bases 1 to 651 code for a protein of 216 amino acids. Gene Ontology annotation, molecular function: RNA cap binding. Gene Ontology annotation, biological process: deadenylation-dependent decapping of nuclear-transcribed mRNA. Gene Ontology annotation, cellular component: P-body; Lsm1-7-Pat1 complex. The transcript is spliced from 2 exons. NCBI's taxonomy places the organism in Eukaryota, Fungi, Ascomycota, Eurotiomycetes, Chaetothyriales, Herpotrichiellaceae. The record is from RefSeq and is a predicted model, not a curated record.
AUGGAAAACCUCAGUCUAGAUGACCGUCCGCCUCCGUCGUCGCCGCAGAGACAAGGACAAGGACAAGGACCAGCGCCUCAGAACCAAAACCAAAAUGCCGUCUUUGCAGGCGUGCCGCCGCAGGGUGCCCCCCAGUUACCACCGCAGAUGUUCACGACUGCGGCGCAGCUGCUGGAUUUGACGGACAAAAAGCUCCUCCUCGUCCUCCGCGACGGCCGCAAAAUCUUCGGCGUUCUAAGAUCCUGGGAUCAAUUCGCCAACCUCGUCCUGACCGACACUCGAGAGCGAUACUUUGUCAGCAUCCCCGCGGGGACCAGCCCGGACGCCAUUUCCGCAACAGCCUCGCAGGACGCACCCUCCUUGUCCGCCAACACAUCGUUAAGUACAGCCACUCUCCCGCGCAAUCUCUAUUGCGACAUCCCCCGCGGCACGUACCUCGUCCGAGGCGAGAACGUGCUGUUGCUGGGUGAAGUCGAUCUCGACAGAGAAGACGACCCGCCGCCCGGAUACGAGCUCGGCGAUGUCGAAGAGGUCUUUCGGCUUCAGCGCGCGAUUGAUUUGGAGAAGAAGCGCAAGGAUAAGAUCAGGGCAAGGAAGGUCGGGCAGUUGUGGGGUGGUGAAAUCGAAGGCAGUGGAGAGGUGUUGUUUUGA